AUAUCCUCGGUGACGUCAUCACACUGGGCGUUGGGCGACGCGCUUACGUACACCCUUUUAAGUUAUCUGAAACCUAACUGAAUAAAAGAAGAAGCUAAAGCAUUAUACAAAUUGGAAAAGUAAAAGUGUGAUGCUGCUGCUGCUCGGCAUUAGAGGGGUUUCCUAAAGUCAAAAGAAAUCUAUUUUUAGAACAACUAUUACCAAUAACGUGACGAAAUACGCUUAGUGGGCAUGCGCCAACCAAGUGACCCCCGUUUGGUGCUUAAUAAUUGUAUAAAUAUGUAAUGUAAUUUGCAAACCGUUAUACAACAUAGCAGACGAUCAAAGACGAUACUUGAUUGUUUUAUUCCAAUAUUAACAAUGCUUACUUCUCGCAUGCUUGUUCGAUGUGGUGCGGAGAACGCUUUGAAGAAUGUGACUAUUAUUGCUCCCUCUCAGUCUGUGAAAGUGAAACAAGGAUGUGUCGGUCACCUUCACCUGGCACCUGCUCGACCUACCCUUUGCUCUGCUACUGUCAGAAAUUAUGCUGCCACCAAACAGGAAGUAGACGAGCAUGUUAGGAAAUACAAAGAAGGAAACUUCGACAAAAUACCAGAUCCUGAACGCUUAGAACAUUUCAAAACACACGAGGCACUGAAGACGGCAUCAUCCGCAACCGUAGCUACAGCUGCUGGGAAGGCGAAGGUGACAGGAAGUACGACGGAUGUAACCAAUGAUUCCCCCCCGCCUGUCGGUACACAUGCACUCCCGCACCCUAUAUGGUCCAAGGACGAACUUGAUAAUGUGGUAGUUACACAUAAACCACCAUCAGGUGUUGUGGACAAGAUGGCCUUCUACAGUGUUAAACUGAUGAGGAAGUCUUUUGACCUCUUGACCUUGUUCGACUUCGGAGAGAGAACAGAAAGAAAAUGGGUUUUGCGAAUCUGUUUCCUGGAGACAGUUGCCGGGGUGCCAGGUAUGGUGGCUGCCAUGACACGUCAUCUUACCUCGCUACGGAGGCUGGAGAGAGAUCACGGCUGGAUCCACACGCUUCUAGAGGAAGCAGAGAAUGAAAGAAUGCAUCUGAUGACAGCAUUGCAGCUGCGACAACCUACAAGGUUAUUUAGGGGAUGUGUCAUAGGAGCUCAAGGUAUAUUUGUGACAUUCUUUAGCUUUGCUUACAUGCUAAGCCCCCGGUUCUGUCACAGAUUUGUCGGAUACUUGGAAGAGGAAGCAGUGAUAACAUACACCAAGUGUAUCAAGGAUAUCAAAGAUGGGCCUAUGAAACACUGGCAGACCCAGGAGGCUCCCGACUUGGCGAUUCGCUACUGGAAACUUGAUGAAAAUGCUACAAUGCUGGAUGUCAUUUUGGCCAUAAGAGCUGACGAGGCCCAUCAUCGCGUGGUCAACCACACGUUGGCGUCACUGAAGGAGGACGACUACAACCCUUACAAACCUGGCAAGUGAGGGGCUGACUACAACCCUUACAAACCUGGCAAGUGAGCGACUGUACUCGAUAUACUACAGCCCCUGUUUGUAGUCUCUCUGCGGCCCUCGAUAGAGUGGAAUUGGAGCGCUCCAGGCCCAAAGUAACAGUCAGGAAUUUUGUGACACAGUCCAGUUGUUAUGACGUUUCUCUUCCAAUGACUCGUGAAACCAAAUUUCCACAAAGAAAUUUUGUUCACAAAUUUAUGAACUUUUCUAUGUACUUGUAACACUUUACAGUUCUUUAAGAUGCAGCCACAGUAGAUGGAAACGUUCUACAUAUCUUGGCAUUAGGACAUUUUGUUAAGGAGGAGAUUUGUUAUAUCAGUUCUGACAGCUUUUCCUCGUGUACCUGGGUCCUGGGUGUAUGAUUUAAUGUACACAUGAGUACCUGUAGGAUAAAUCUGUCCAGAAUACUGUAUAGUUGUUUAUUUCAUGGGGCCGAUACUUUGCGGAUGCCCGACCAGAAUUACUUCACAAGGAUUAAAUUUUGCAUCACAAACUAUUGCACUCAAGAUUCUUUUGUAUUUUGGGGAUGUGAUUUAUUUCAAAGGUGUUUUAUCAAAAUAAUGCAAAAUACAAUAUUGAAUUGUUUUGUCUCCAUUAUUCAGCAAUAAAAGGGUAAACAGGUCUUUUCUUUAUCUCCCUAUUUUCAUUGUAUUAAUAUUCGCUGGGUAUUUAAUCUUUGUUGACUGCAAAAUUAGAAAAUUAGAUAGAUCCAUUACAAAAAUUAACUUUACAGUAUUAUAAAUAAUCAUUUUUGUGCUUAAAAUUUUGAAUACAAAUUUUCAGCUGCAAACUUAUUUGCCAUUUUUGCAAUAUGGGUCCAAACCCACACAUUUACAUUUCAUUCAAUGCCAUUUAAAAAAACAUAAGCCUACUGCUCAUAGGUUAAACUUAAACUAGUAGUGAAAAUUUACAUUUAAACACGGGUAACUUGGUAAUGACCAGUUCCAUAUUCUUGACUUUAAUACGCUACUUUAACGGAAAUAAGAUACUUCAUAGAAUGCUGCCUUGUUUUAUACACUGUUUUAUGUAAAUACUGCUUGUAUUAAAUAUAAGUUAUAGAAACAGCCCUGUAUAUAUGCAAAUGGAUCAACAUUUAAUGCUUUGAUGUCAGUUUCCUGUGGUACUUUCACGUUAAAUCCUAUAAUUUUUUGUUGUAUAUAUUGUUUGAGUUACUAAUGCAUGCUUUUCAGAAUGAUUUAAUUUUUGUUUGUUUUAUCUUUUUUGUACAUGUAUAAAUCAGUAAUAUUUUAUUUGUUUUAAUAUUGUUUACAAUUUUACCGGUUAUGUUGAUGAGAGAUUAUUUUGUAUUUGAUGAUCGGGCCAUAAUAAUUUAUUAUAGCUUAAUGAUGUUAAUGAGUUUUUGUGUCUCCCUUACUCCCAACCCCUACCCAAAUUAUGUAAUAGAAAGUAGUGAAAAGAAUAUGUGCCUUCAUUGGGGGUCAAAGCAGUGACCCCAAAUCUUUUCUGCUGAACUAAAAAAAAAAGGGAAAUUCCCUCUAGCAUUGGCUAGUAUAGCAAUAAUAUAUGUUCUUAUAGAUAUUUCCUUAACUGCGAUACUAAUUAUUUUUGCAUGCAUUUAUAAAUACAAUGUAUUACAUUACACCUAUAAAUGGUUAAAUGAUGACUAUGGUAAAAAAUAUCAGCAUUCAGACAAUAAUUUCUGUUAAAAAAUAAAUUAUGUCAUAUAUUAUAAAUAAUUGGGAAAAGCUUCCCGUCCUUGAGCGCAAAACAUGCGUUUCACUUAUACUUUGGCACAUUACAAGUACAGUAUACAGCUGUACCCAAUUGUCAUUAUUUUUGCUGUGUUAGUUGUUUCUCAAAUACUUGUGACUGCAAAACCUCAUUUGUCACAUGACCAUUUUAAUUUUUCAUUUCUAUAUAAAAAUAUGUACACAGAAUUCUAUUUUUACCGAACAAAGUUUGAAGGUACGUACAUCAUUUGAAGAUGUGCAUGAAUAAAGGAAUUUGCGGUUUCACUGUUUUACUGGAGUUAUGGCCCUUGAAACUUUCUGCUCAAGAAACCUUGUGAGAGCAAGGGGGGGGGGGGGGUAUACAACUUUGAGCUCGCUCAGAGUUUCGUUAAUUUUUCUAGAUAUAUUGAAAAUAUUUGCUAUAGAAUUCCUUGUUAUAUUUAUUUCAUUCUGACUUUACAUAAAUAAUUGAUCAACACAAACAAAUAUGGCAGAGUUUUCCUACCAAACCUCAACAUGACAGACUUCAACCAUCCGAGUCAAGUCAGUGUUUGUCUUCACACACUUCCAAAAUCACUUUCAAUUCAAACACAUAAGUGACUUUGGAAAGAUGUUGUGAUUGACAACUGCAGGCCACAUCUGUAGUGUAUAGUAGGUAUACAAUAUAUAAAAACUUAAGACUACAUGAACAGAGAUAAUGUUUCCAAGGAAGAUAGAUACUUGGGGGGAAAAAAUAUUUACAUUCUUAAAAAAAAAAAAGUCUUACCAUUUUCAUUCUUACCUGGUACUUAAAUUUUAUGCGAGUCCUAGGGUUAUACUGCAUUUCACAAGAAAAGGUGGCUCGCCAGGAAGCAGUGGUUUUUCCUCAUAUUCCUCGGCUCCUUCAGUGACAUGAACUUGUUUUGAGAAGAUCAUUGUUGCAAUGAAACUUUUGUGGCAUUUCUUUUCUCAAAUUCUUACUUGUAAAAAAAGUCUAAAGUCUCAUUUUUUUGUCAAUAGAUUUCCUUGAAUUUUGUGUGAGAAUUAAAAUGUCUUGACAAAAGAUUCGGGAUCACUAUUUUCAUCUACCUCUACAUUUCAAUCAUAUCUGUAGGUCCACUUACAGGCUGUGCCAUAAUGGGAGACGUUCUUCAGGUGCUUUUCAGGUCGGGUGGGGAGAUCAUGUGAUAUGUUUAGUGUCAUACACACCAUUGAGUAAUUUACAAACGUUUUUCAUGUUAUAACAGGAUUCACAUAUUUGUUAAUAUAUUUGUUACCUUAUUAACCAACUUUUCAAAUGCUCUUAAAUUGUCUAGAGGCUUAUGAAUAUUUGGCAAACCUCUGUCUAUAAAUAGAUAUGUUUUUGCAUUUUGUAGUGUACCCAUUAUCAGUCCUAAUGCAUCUUUGCUAGCAAAGAUGGUCCUAUUGGUGUACCGGGGGUAUUUAUUUAUUUCUUGAAUUGAUUGAGGAAAUCCCAUGGGGACUGAUCGGCUUUGAAUUUGAUACAGGACAUUUAUUUUUCUAUUUCUAGUAAUGUUAUAUUUUACAUUUCCCUGCAUAUAUAUAAACUGUAUCCCAUUUAUUAGAAUUAAUAACCAUCUCCAGCUUCCGAACAGUCCCAGAGUUUUGUGUAUAUCAGUCAGAUAGUUGGUUUGUUUCUACGCCGAUCUCUGUGUUACUUUAGUGAAGUAGAAUAGACUAUUGUUUGUUCAGAGUAUUUGAAUAAAUAUUGUUGAAAGUUAUUUUAUGUCUUCAUUGUCUUAUUUUUUGUUGUCCUAUUUUGGUUCCAUAUUUAUUUAACAAUGUAUAGCUAGCUAUCCACUUCUUUUUCAGAUCUUAUGAAUAUCACUGAUAAAGUAACUUUAAAGAUAUAGACCACAAAAUUGUGAAUAUUGAAUUUAUACCGGCCUUGACAAGUGCUACAAAACAUUCUACCAUAUUUAUUCGACAAUAAGCCCUUCCCUCGUAAUAAGCCCACCCAUGUCAAGCAGAGCUCAGUAGAAAUGCUAACAAAUACUAUUUCAUAUUUCAUUGUCCAGGGACCUAACACAUAAACUCGGACGUGAAGUGAAGGAUGGGCCGACUGUAAGAUAAAAAUGGUUUAUAUCGUUUAGUGAGACUGCUACUAUAUGUGCUAUAUAUGGAAUGGAUAACAUCACCAUUCAUUGUGACAUUACAAUAAACGAUAUUACGGCAUUCACAGCAAA
Mizuhopecten yessoensis (Yesso scallop) is the source of this 5350-nucleotide messenger RNA. RefSeq names its product alternative oxidase, mitochondrial-like. Bases 361 to 1446 code for a protein of 361 amino acids. Gene Ontology annotation, molecular function: alternative oxidase activity. The record is from RefSeq and is a predicted model, not a curated record. NCBI's taxonomy places the organism in Eukaryota, Metazoa, Mollusca, Bivalvia, Pectinida, Pectinidae. Gene Ontology annotation, cellular component: mitochondrion. Gene Ontology annotation, biological process: alternative respiration. The transcript is spliced from 10 exons.